AUGACGACUCCACGACGGAAGGCAUGUGUCGAAUGCCGCCAGCAAAAGAUUCGCUGCGAUGUUGAGCAGCACAAGGUCCCGCAUGACCCAUGCGGCCGCUGCAAGAAAAUGGGCUUGGAAUGUCGCAUCCUCCCGACUUCCACCAGGAACCUGCGCCAGACAAAAGCAGAGAUGCGGCGAGAGCUCGAGGAGCUGCGCUGGAACAUGCGGCAAGGCCAGCCGCCCACCGAUCAAAACUACCCGCAUUCAACCGCCUCGCCAAGCGUCGACAUGCAGAACUACACCCCCAUGGAACAUGCUUCUGCCACCUAUUCCGACCCUUCUGGAGGCCGCACCGACGCGUCCGACUCCAUGUCGCCAGCCUUCGACUCGAGGCCCCCGACCAGAAAAGGCUCCGACAACCAGUGCACCAUACCUCGCGUCAUUGACGGCUUCUUGCUCGAUGCAAAGCGAAUCGACGACUGCUUCACCCUCUACUUCACCCAAUACCAUCCCUUGUUUCCCGUUCUGGACCCCAGCGUACCACCCAAUGACUACUACGAACAGUCGCCAUUCCUCUUCUGGGUUAUUGUAGUCACGGGGUCCCGCCGGUACGCUGAGCAUCCCGAGAUACUCGAGAGGACAAGCCAACCAAUCACUCAGCUGGCCUUUUCCUCAAUGGCAUUGCGCACCUCGCAGGUUCCCGUAAUCCAGGGCUUGCUCAUUCUCUGCACAUGGCGAUUGCCCACAAACUCAAUGUACAAGGAUACAACACACCUCAUGUGUGGCUCAGCCGUACAUCUUGCGACCCAGAUAGGCCUGCACAUUGCGGGCGUAGGCCAGGAUUUCGCCAGGACGCCGCUCGAGAAGGACCAAUCACUCAAAGUGCAGCGCGCUAGACUUUGGCUGUGCUGCGUCAUUGUUUCGAUAAGAACGAGCACCGUGGAAGGCAUUCCGCCUCUUGCCGAGUCUUUCUUUGAUGGAGACGAACAAGAUCGGGAGGAUAUGGUCCCUUACCUUCCAGCUGAUUUGCAGUUUCUCCACAAGAUCUACAUCAUCCUCAUGCGUGCCAUGGUCGCCAUGGGCAAGACCAACCUACAAUCCAUCAACUGCGACGUCCGCGUAUUGCGGUCCUUGAUUGGCAUAUUCGACUCGCAGCUUCUCAGCUUGGCUCCGUCAUCUCCAAGCGACCUUGAUACUCUGCAACUAAGCUGUGCCCGUAUACACGUCAUGGCAUUCCACUUCUUCGCGCACCCAACGAACCCCGGGCCAGAUGCGGAGGGCCUGUCCCGGUUUUAUGCAUUGUGCAUUUCAGUCAUUCAGUCAGCAGCGACAAUGCAAACGACACAGAAAAUACCCCUAUCGUCCGUGUCGCAGUCUUUCAUCGACCGAACCAUUACCCUGGCCGGUUUCACAAUCCUCAGGCUCGUCCAAAGUCCACUCGCACAACACCUGGAUGUCAUGGCAGGCGAACGAGCCUUUUCUCAAGCAUACGAAUUCUUGAAGAAUGUGUCUUUGCAACCAGGAGACAUCCAUUUCCGGACAGCGCACAUCAUGAAGGACCUCUGGGGGAGUGACAAGGUGUUCCGUAAGAAGGACGGUCGCGUCGAAUCGCUAUAUCUGAGGCUACGUACUCGAUUGAGCAUGAGCGUUAGUUACGACAUGUUCUGGUACUGGCGAGAAGAGUUUAGCAACAUGCAGAACCCGUACAACGGCGAAGAAGUAUCGCUUCUUGCUAACGAUGCUACUCAGCAGAACGGAUCUCAAUACAUACCACAACAACAGCAGCAGCAACAGCCACAGCAACAACAUCCACAGCCACAGCAACAACAGCAACAUCACCAUCAUCACCAACAACAACAACAACAACAGCAACAGCUGACAGACCCUUCCUUGAGGACACAGCUUUCGAUGAACAAGUUUGAUCCGAGCUUGGUCAAUCCCCAGCUGCAACCAGAUCCUUCAGUGAUGGGUGGUGGUUUCGACACUUGGGAUGGACAAGACUACGGAAUCCCCCCUAUAUUGGACCAAUUCCCGGAUUAUGAUUGGGCUGCCGGGUUUGCGUUCUCGAACGCUGACGUGCCUAGCGUUCCGGUUGGCUCAAUGAACCCAAUGAUGCCUGGACACGGGAACGCACCAAACAUGGGUUACACGUACGGUUAA
This is a messenger RNA of Exserohilum turcica Et28A, 2142 nucleotides long. RefSeq lists its product as uncharacterized. Gene Ontology annotation, molecular function: transcription cis-regulatory region binding; DNA-binding transcription factor activity, RNA polymerase II-specific; zinc ion binding. Gene Ontology annotation, cellular component: nucleus. The coding region runs from base 1 to 2142 and encodes 713 amino acids. The record is from RefSeq and is a predicted model, not a curated record. The transcript has 6 exons. Gene Ontology annotation, biological process: regulation of DNA-templated transcription. Lineage: Eukaryota; Fungi; Ascomycota; Dothideomycetes; Pleosporales; Pleosporaceae.